Molecule: messenger RNA, 183 nt
Organism: Bipolaris sorokiniana ND90Pr
Lineage: Eukaryota; Fungi; Ascomycota; Dothideomycetes; Pleosporales; Pleosporaceae
Exons: 1
Coding region: 19-177 (52 amino acids)
Source: RefSeq, a predicted model, not a curated record
CCCUAUGCUAACCACAACAUGCUCGUUACCGUGGUAUUACUACUACUACUACUACUACUACUACUACUACUACUACUACUACUACUACUACUACUACUGCUGCUGCUGCUGCUGCUGAUGCUGCUGCUUAGAUGCGUGAAUCAUAAGUUCGUGACUGGUACACGCAUAACUGAUUAAAAAGGC